AUGGCAACUAUUUUUAAACUAACGAAAGCCCAAAAAGACCUGGAAAACCAAGAAGAACCACAAAAGAAAAAAGAUAAAAAGUCAAUCUAUAAACAACGAGUUCUGAUUAUGGCUUCUCGAGGCAUAAAUCAUAGACAGAGACACCUUAUGAAUGAUUUGACAACUUUAUUGCCUCAUUUUAAGAAAGAAUCUAAGUUUGAUCAAAAAUUCCAACUUGCGAUCAUAAACGAAUUAGCGGAACUUAAUAAUUGUAAUAAUUGUGUCUUUUUCGAAGUUCGCAAACGUCAAGAUUUAUAUUUAUGGACAGCAAAAGCACCCAAUGGCCCGAGUAUUAAAUUUCACGUUCUAAAUAUCCAUACAAUGAAUGAACUUAAGAUGACAGGCAAUUGUCUUAAAGGAUCACGUUCAAUUCUUUCUUUUGACAAAAGAUUUGAUUCGGAACCUCAUUGGAUGUUGAUAAAAGAAGUCUUUACCCACAUUUUUGGUGUGCCCAAGAAUGCGCGCCGUAUAAAGCCUUUCGUUGAUCAUGUCAUUUCUUUUACAAUAGCUGAUAACCGAAUUUGGUUUCGGAAUUUUCAGAUUGUUGAAAAAGAUCCUAUAACAACUAAUAAAAAGAAUUCAAAUGAUAAGGAUAUUUCACUGGUCGAAAUUGGUCCUCGGUUUGUUCUUAAUGUUAUUAGAAUAUUUGAAGGAAGUUUUUGUGGUGCAACAAUCUAUUCCAAUCCAGAGUUCGUUAGCCCAAAUCAAGUUCGACGCAAUAUCCGUAUGGCUAAAUCUGGUCGAUAUAAAACAAGAAUGAUAGCCCGAAAUGAAAGGCAACUUAAGUUAGAAAAUUGUGAAUUGCCCGAAGAUACUCCGAAUAUUUCAUAA
Diversispora eburnea is the source of this 870-nucleotide messenger RNA. NCBI's taxonomy places the organism in Eukaryota, Fungi, Glomeromycota, Glomeromycetes, Diversisporales, Diversisporaceae. The record is from the annotation of a GenBank genome assembly.